Pseudonaja textilis is the source of this 9566-nucleotide messenger RNA. RefSeq names its product forkhead box O3 (gene FOXO3). Gene Ontology annotation, molecular function: DNA-binding transcription factor activity, RNA polymerase II-specific; RNA polymerase II cis-regulatory region sequence-specific DNA binding. Gene Ontology annotation, cellular component: mitochondrial matrix; nucleus. Lineage: Eukaryota; Metazoa; Chordata; Lepidosauria; Squamata; Elapidae. The record is from RefSeq and is a predicted model, not a curated record. Gene Ontology annotation, biological process: regulation of transcription by RNA polymerase II.
AGGAAUGUGGAAGUCGGCGGAGGGGAAGGCGACAGGUUGCUUGAGGGAACGGCGGCAGCUCCAGGGUGCCUCUUCCGCCGCUGCUCCGCCACUUGCUUUCUCUCCGGGGAGGGAGCGUGCUGCCAACGGCGGGGGUUGCCCCCUCCUUUUAAUGCUCCUUCUGCUACUUAAAGUGGAACGGCUCGAAAAUCAAGAAUCCUGCAGCAGCAGCAGCAGCAGCAGCAGCAGCGGUAGAAUCGGCGCCUCGUUUUCCUCCCGUGCACUUGGAGCUGGGUUUUCCGCCUGCCCAACGGGUCCGGCUUUAAAGCUUCGCCUCCGAGACGGCUGCUUCUCGCUUGUGCUCCUUCCGUUCGGCCCCUUGCCUGCUUGACCUCUCGCCCUGCCUCUUCUUCUUUUUUUCUGGCCGACGCUUGCUUUCUUUUUUAAAUGACUUGAGUGGAGGGGGAGGGGGGGAAACUGUCAAGAUGGCAGCAGGAGCGAGGAGGUUAUGAAUGUGGUUGGUGCCGAGGCUGGAACGAAACCUCGGGAGCCCGCGGAGGACUUGGGUUUCCGGACCUGUUGGAAGGUCGGCGAUUGGACUUGUUUGAAUUCUCCGCGUCACUUUCUUUUUACGCCGAGGGAGAGGAUUUAAAAGAAGGAGAAGGGAGAAGAAGGACGGGCGUUUUAAGUUUUCCUCUCCUUGCUCCAAUAUAUAUACAUACAUAUAUAUAUAUAAAGACUGGCUUCUCUUCCUUCACCGCUUUCGGAUUUUUCUUUUCUUUCCUUUUUUGUUUUUCUUCCCCGAGGAGGAAUCAAGAGCGAUCACAAAUGGGGCAGCCGCGAUCGGAUGGGUUGUUGUUAAGGCUUCGGUGCUCUCCGUGAAGACGUUGGGAAGUCGGUGAGAAGAAGGACUUGUAAAAGAGCGAAGGCGUCCAUCAAACCAGCAACGGAGAGACUCGCGAACAUCUCUUUUUUUAAAAAAAAAACCACCAAUAAUAAUAAUAAUAAUGGUGAUGCGGGGGGUCGCGUGAAUUGGGGGGGGGAUCUCUUUAAUAGCUACAGAGCGAUGCUAUUGGACGACUCCGACGCGUAGCGAAAGAUAAACAAACGCGCGGGCGCAGAGCCGCGAUUUGAUUCCAGCUCCGCCGUCUUUGGAAAUGCUUCCCAAAUCGGUCAGCCUCAAAGGGCAGCGGAAAGAGCGCUAACCUGCAACCAGGAGACCCCCGGAUCGCUUGCGGAUCGCCUUAGAACUUUUCCUUUCGCGGGAGCGGGAGGCGAGCGAGAGGUGGCGGGCAGGAAGGAGGCGGCCGGACCUUGAAUGGAGAGCGGCGUGCUCGCUCCAGCUCGCUAAUCUCUAGCAGGGAGCUGGGCGAGGAGAAAGGACCGGAGCGUGGAUCGGGAUCCCGUCUGACAGCGGGAAAGGACAGGAGGGAUCGCCUCAAAAGCGGGGGGGGAGGCCAAGAUGGCUGAAGUGUCUCCCCCCGCGCCCUUGUCCCCUCUGGACGUGGAGCUGGACCCGGAGUUCGAGCCCCAGAGCCGUCCUCGCUCCUGUACGUGGCCCCUGCAAAGGCCCGAGCUUCAAACGAGCCCGGCCAAGCCUUCGGGAGACGCGGCCGCCGACGCCGCCUCCAUGAUUCCCGAGGAGGACGACGACGCUGACGAUGAGGAGCAAGGGGGCACCUCAACCGCCGGCCUCUCCGUCUCCGGCGGUGCCAGCGAGGCUCUUGCUUCGGAGGACACGGCCCGUCUGCUGGUUCCCUUUUCCGGGCUGCCCGGGGAGGGAGCUGGCGCCUCUGCGUUGAGCGGCGGGCAGCAGCCUCAGCCAGUGGCGGCGGGAACAGCGGCCGCGCCGCGGAAAUGUUCGUCCCGGAGAAACGCGUGGGGGAACUUAUCGUACGCGGACCUGAUCACCCGCGCCAUUCAGAGCUCGCCGGAGAAGCGCCUCACCCUGUCCCAAAUCUACGAGUGGAUGGUGCGCUGCGUGCCCUACUUCAAGGAUAAGGGCGACAGCAACAGCUCGGCUGGCUGGAAGAACUCAAUCAGACACAACUUGUCACUUCACAGUCGAUUCAUCAGGGUACAGAAUGAAGGAACUGGGAAAAGCUCGUGGUGGAUGAUCAACCCCGAUGGAGGAAAAGGAGGGAAAGCGCCACGCAGACGGGCUGUAUCGAUGGACAACAGCAACAAAUACACAAAGAGCCGAGGACGAGCAGCUAAGAAAAAAGCAGCCCUUCAAGUUGCCCAGGAGACAAGUGACGACAGCCCCACCCAGCUAUCCAAGUGGCCUGGUAGCCCAACCUCCCGUAGCAGUGAUGAACUGGAUGCAUGGACAGAUUUCCGGUCUCGUACCAACUCGAAUGCCAGUACAAUAAGUGGCCGCUUGUCCCCAAUAUUGGCAAGCACUGAGCUAGAUGAGGUGCAGGAUGAUGAUGCUCCCCUUUCUCCCAUGUUGUACAGUAGCUCACCCAGCAUGUCCCCAUCAGUGAGCAAGCCCUCUAACGUUGAGCUGCCUAGGUUGACUGACAUGGCAGGCACGAUGAACCUGAACGAUGGCUUGACAGAUAAUCUUAUGGAUGACCUCCUGGACAAUAUAACCCUUCCCUCUUCCCAGCAGUCACCCACAGGAGGUCUUAUGCAGAGAAGCUCAAGCUUUCCAUACGGCUCCAAAGGUUCAGGGCUUGGUUCUCCAUCCAGUAGUUUCAACAAUGCUGUGUUUGGUCCAUCAUCUCUGAAUUCUCUCCGUCAGUCUCCCAUGCAAACCAUCCAAGAGAACAAGCAAGCUACAUUUUCUUCCAUUUCACACUACAAUAACCAAACUCUGCAGGAUCUGCUGGCAUCAGAUUCACAUAGCCACAGUGAUGUCAUGAUGACUCAGUCUGAUCCACUCAUGUCACAAGCUAGCACCGCUGUGUCUGCCCAAAACGCCCGCAGGAAUAUUAUGCUUCGAAAUGAUCCAAUGAUGUCGUUUGCUGCUCAACCUAGUCAGAGCUCUUUGACCAAUCAGAACCUGCUCCACCACCAGCAUCAAUCCCAGAAUUCCUCUCUCAGUGGCAGCCGUGCCUUGUCAAAUUCUGCCGGUACUAUGGGCUUAAGUGACACCAACCUUGGAUCAGCAAAACACCAGCAACAGCCACCUGCCAACCAGUCUAUGCAAUCACUUUCUGACUCCCUCUCAGGCUAUGCCAACAGUGUGAGCCUUCCGGUCAUGGGGCACGAUAAAUUCCCCAGUGAUUUGGAUCUGGAUAUUUUCAACGGGAGCUUGGAAUGCGACAUGGAGUCCAUUAUCCGCAGUGAACUCAUGGAUGCAGAUGGAUUGGAUUUUAAUUUUGAUUCCCUCAUCUCAGCCCAGAAUGUUGUUACACUGAAUGUGGGAAACUUCACUGGUGCUAAGCAAGCUUCAUCACAGAGUUGGGUUCCAGGCUGAAGGAUUUAUGCAAAGAGGGGAAAAUGGGCAAAGCAGGCCCUUCAUCCAACAUGAAUCCUAAAGAAAAAAAAAUCCUUGCCAAAAUCAACUGUCAGCAAAGACAGGGAUAUCGUUUACAGCAUUUGUGAACCCUGCAUUCUUUUCCUAAUGAAACAGAGACUGUUAGCGAGCCCCAGAACUUGAGGAAAGAACUGACUUAUCUGGAACUGAACUCAUUUUGAAGUAUGCAAAUUUUUCUUACUGUAGGGUGAUCCACCACCAACUUGAGAAUAUGUUGGUUCAGCCACCAUUCUGUUUCAGAACACUGUGUAGUCUUUACAGUAAUGUGCUUGUCAAUCAGUAUAUGGUGUUCCAAAAUGGUGAUGGGUUGCAGGAUGCUUUUAGGUUGGCUUUUGUUCUUCAGGGUUUUCCCCAGCCCACUUUUCUUAAGGGGUGAGAGAUGCUCCCCCCACCCUUCUGUGAAAUUCUUUACUUGCUCCCUUCUAACGUGCCAAUUCCUCAUGAAAAUUAAAUACACAACAAUAGGCUUGAAAUAUCAACAGCACUUGAAUUACCAAUACAGUUUCCAGCUGUAUUAAACUAUUGCAGCAACACAAGUGACGAGUAUGGUGGCACUUUAAAGGCUUAGCAAAUUCGGUAUGACAUGGAUUGGGCUCUAAGAUAAGAUGGUAAGGGACAGCGAGGAAUGGCAAAAAGGGGAGAGAGAAAUGCAAUGCAAGAAGUACCAAUGCCCUCUGCAUUUUGUUUCUAUCUUCAGGAUAGCAUUCCAGGUAUGCAACCACAGAGGGUGUCAUGAAAUGUUGCUCUUUAAAAUGCCACUGAACUCUUUAUGGACUCCUGCAAUCAUUAGAGUACAACCAACCAACUGAAUUCAAGAGUUAGUUUGAAAGACAACUAAACGUUUGUAUUUGCUUUGGUGUUUUAAUGUGGGGAUUGGCUAGCUAACUCAUUAGUUCUCAACUAAUCCCUACAAUUCUCCAACCAAAUAUUUUCCUAAUCUUGUACAUGUUUCUUUUUAUUUUUGGUACCAAGAGAGGGUGGAUUUUACCUCACAAAAUUAGCUACCACUAGUGUUACAUCCUAACCAAGGUUCAGUUGGUGUGAGGGGAAAAGGGCAUUUCGUUGUGGGGAAAAUCAGUAACUCUAUCUAAAUCUAGUCUAAGUUUAUGCAAGCAAUUUUGCCCAAAUGCUGCAGUAAAUUUUUGCUUUUUUGUUUGUCCCCAUAGCUUAGCAAUUGGCCAAUCUGAGGUGCAUUGUUUACCACUUGCCAAAUAUAACCACAUAGAAGGCAAUGGCUUGCUUUCAAAUUAUUACUCUUAUUAAUAAUAACAACACAAAACCUAAAAGAAAAAAAUGAGUAUAUUGCAUGAGAACAGAGUUUUAUGUAUCUGUAAUAUCCAAGGCUUGGAUGAUUUUUUUCAUUCAUAAUCAUUUAUUCAUCUUUUUCUUCCUUAUUCUUUUCCUCUUGUGAUACAUGGUGGAAACUGGAAAAAAGGUGGUUAGGAAGGAGACACAGAGAGGGAAAAUCCAUACCGAGAGCUUUUCAUAGGAGCGUAGAUUGUAACUGGAUAAAUUCCAUUGAAAAACAAAGUAGUUUUUAUAUAUUUUGCUUAUAGGGAUUUCUUUUUGUAAAUUUAUAUAGUAAUAAUGACUGAAAGUUAUGGUGCUGUGCAAGUCCUGUUUAAUUACUUUUUAUUGGUAUUUUUCAUGUGAAGGAGGGGCAAAGAAGGCAAGAAAGAAAUAGGGGAAAACCUGAUGGUACGUUUUAAUUUUUUUUUUUUAAUUUUAUUUUAAUGGUGUGAAGACACUUUGGCUUAGGACAACAUAUACAUAUUUCUCCAAAGUGAUAUAUGAAGAACUUUUUUUGGCAUAAAAGCAGAAUGCAUAUAAAUAUAUAAAUAUAUUUUAUUAUGUACAGAAACAGAUCAUUAUGCAUGAUUGUUAAGAGAACAGACUAGCAUUUUAACCCAAAGUCUCAGUGCAUGAGUUUCCACCAGCACGUGAAUCAUGUACCUGCGUGGUGUGAUUCCUCUCAGCUGCCACCUUUCACUGCGCGUGCACAUGCAGGCAUUCAAGCACAUUCACACACACACACACACACACACAUUCAUUGGUGGGGCCUAUAUUGCUCUUCUUUUCCAACUUCUGAGGUAAUAUUGGUGAAAUAACAGCUCCUUGUGUGAUGAAAGUUUUGUUUUGUACAGUAGCUGCCUCCUCCUUGUGCUGCGCUAUUCUCUAGGAGAACACAUAAAGUCCACCAUGCAGUUCAUAACUUGAUGACAAUUCUGUGCUGUUGUGGUUCUAAAUAGCUCAUAGAAUAUACACUUUCAAACUAGUUAAAUGAUUUUUAUCGUUUUCCAAAUAAAUACAGACUAUUUUUUUAAUAAUUAAGGUGGUAUAUUUGUCUAUGGCAGGGCAUAGUUUAUCAUGUUUCUUUAAUUAUAUACCACCAAUGUGUGUGCUUGUUCUUCACAUUGGAAAGGGCUUCCCUGAAAGGAAUACCUUAUAAAAAUGUCAUCUGUUCCAGGGGCUUAAGAAAAGUAUUGACUUAUCUUGAGAGACUCAGUUACAGGUACCUAUUACCAAAGCUAGUUAAGAAUGUGCUCACAUGCCUUUACUAAAUAUGAGUAUCUGGCACGUCAUUAUAUGUGAAUUAAGCCAAUGAUGAUAUUUUGGGAUGUUUGUUGUUAUUUUGUUCUUUGAAAUGGAAAUGUAUGUGGUGAUGGACAAUUUAUUUCCAAGUUUCUGUCUUGUCUUCUCAACAGAAACUCUGUGCAUAAAAAAAGAUCUGGUACUGUACAAAGUUUAUGGUUUCCUCUACUUUGACUGGGUUUCCUUUCAAUACUUGAAAAUGCAACAUAUCAGGAAGCUGAUGCAGAAAAAGGAAUAGAUUUUUCAUUUCUCAGCUCUAAUUUUAAUCAGGUGACCAGGAUGCAAUGACACCAAAAUGACAGCCUGUGUGCAGUGACAUCAUCACACAAAUGCCAUGAUUAUGUACUUGCAUUUCAACAUCUGACACAAGUACAUAAGAUGCAAUCUUUCUAUGAUAUUGCCACAUCUAUUUUGUCAUCCCACCCCCACCCCUGGAUGAUUAAUGGACACAAAACAAAGAACUAUAUUUGUAACUUGGCCAUAAUUUAUGCAGGAUUUAAAUCCCGUUGAUUUCAAUCAAAUUCAGUACUCACCAUAAAUACCAGUAAGGCUUUGAGACUGUCCUGAGAUUAAAGUCCUAUUAAACCCAAUAUGACAUUACAGUAAGCAUGCAUUAAUCAGAUCGCACAUUUGUAAUAGUAAGCAGUUAAUGGUGCUGUUGUAUUUGCGGAUGCUCGCAUAUAGAUUACAAUAGGAAAACCUCCAUCCUCUUAGUUAGCAUCUGUACUUGUUUAAAUAUUUUUAUUUUAAUCAUACAAAGCAAACUGGGGAGCGGGGAAGAACCCAAGUGAAGUGAUAGCGCACGAACAUUUAUGGAACAUGUUCUAGGUUCUGCCCUAAAGCAUCCUUGGGAACAUGCUACCCAUCAAUGGCAAAUAAUAUUGACCUAUAUAAAUCCUUGGCUUGAUGCGAUGUAAGACAGCUGCAACCUGAAUUUUUGUAGUUCCUUGAGAGAGGGUUGUUGGGGAACAAUCAGGCACAUAUUAAAAGUGAUGAUGAUGGCAACAAAGAAUCCUUUGCGGGGAGAAGGGCAAAAUUACAAACCUCUUCAGCCAGGUUAGUGGUACUACAGGCAAUUUGGUAACAGUGGCUUCAGCAGGAUAAAUUCAGAUCCUAGGAUCCCAGUGGAUGACAACAGCAAUAAAAGUGCAUUCUUUGUGGGGGGAACCCACUAGUUUGAAAUUCAGAUGCUAUUAGAGUCAAUAUGGGCAAAUGUAAGCCUCAUUCUAUCCAGGUUCACCCACAAGUGUCUCAGGGGUUAUAGAAAUGUUUCCCAAACCAUCGGCCUCCCUCUGAAUUAGACUGCGCUUCACAGCAUUUGAACUAACAGGCUCAUGACUAGGCUGACUGGCAAGUAAAGAGACCAAGCUAGGGAACAUAGUAUGCUGCACUAUUUUCUCAGUCAUGUAAAGCAAUUGCAUGGAAAUCCAUCGAUUUGCUCUGUGUCAUUUCUUUUCCUAUUGUCUGUCCCUCUGCCUCUCACAAUAUAAAUAACCACAUUUGAAGUACUGUCCCCAACUGGGAACCCAAUGGCAAACUUUGGCUCUCAAGGAUACUUGCUAGCCAAUGGAGUGCUGCUUAUAGCCUUAAGCUUUCUGUAUUCUCUUUUGCCAGUAGGAUGGCCACAAAAUAUACAGUGACAACCCAAUUUUCUUCCCUAGUUAUAAGUAUGCUGUUUCUAUUGGCCUAAAGGAGUCAGGUGCUAGACAAAAGCAAGCAACCAAUAAAUCCUCAGAUACUGGUCUAGUUCAGGUAUAAUACUAAACCAAGGAUUCGAGGCUGUGUAUGGCCCACAGGUCAAAUGGCAAUAUGUCACAUAUUAGGAGGCUUUUAUUAAGAGGAAGAAAAUAAUCAGUCACUCAGAUCAAAAAGGUUUAUGCCGAUCUGCAUUAAAUUAUGGCUUAGCAUUACAGGAAUGGGCUGUCAUGAACAUUCCUUCCUCCUGACCAGCUUGUGGAAUACAUCAUGGCUUACCAUCACAUUUUUAAAUCCAAGAAGUCUGCAUAAUUUGGUCCUUGUUUGUUUGCAUAAGCAUGGUGUGAAUAAAUCCGUUUUUAAGUUGGGAUCAGGUAGAACACCCCCAUUUAUACAUUUACAUCUAUGUCACUUUUUCCACACCAAAUUGAAAAUCUCUAAUGGAUGAAAACAUUGUGAACAAUGAGCGGAAAGCUGCUUAACUCCCUCACUUUGUGCAGGAAAGAAGAGCAAGGAAGAGAUACCUUCCAGAUGUAUGGGGAACAACAGCUUCCAGAAUUCCCCAAUCAGCCAAUAAACAUAUUGGUUGGGAGCUCUCAUUGGCACUGUGCUGAUUUGUACAGUACAAAUCAGAAUUCCUAACCAAUGGGUUUUAAACCCCAAAAUUUUAAAUUUGGGCAUCAAGCCAAAUGAUGGCAUGUUUCUUUCACUGAAAGCCAAUUCUGUUGCUUGGGAUCCUUUUUACAAUGAAGCUCCAUCUUUUAAAAGGCAAAUGUCAGCCCCUAACCUCAUAGUGCAGUAGUCCCAAAGCUCCAUGUAAAUGAUUUUGAGUUUGCGAAGCAUGUAUCGCCCAAACUGUCCAUCAAUUAAUGCGUAAGGUUCACUUCUGAACAUUUUUGAGUACUCUAGUGCUAUAAAGCACUUAAGCAUGAGAUCACACUCUUGAGGAGUUUCUUUUUUAUGUACAUAAGUCCAUUAUUCUAAGACUGUUGGUUGAUUAGUGGGACUGUCCCUGUAAAAUAGAAUCAAAUAAAUAGCUCCCAUCACCCUAAUUUUUGAAUUAUGAACCCAUUAAAAAUUGAAAUAAGGGUUGGCACAGAAACACAAGCAUUUUUUUUUUAGCUGCUUUCUGAAUAGUUCAUACCAUUCUCUUUUUAGAUUGCAUCUUUUUUCUAAAGUGUAAGUUAACCUGCUGCCCAUUAUAUCUAUCUUAAGAAAAAAAAAUGGAAUAGGUUGCUUUUGAAAACGACAUAACUUCUUGGCAGUCAAUUGCCGGUUCAUUACAUUCUUUGCAUGAUGUGCAUCAGAAAUAUCAGCUGAUAAGGAAGGGGACCAGAUUAUUGUACAUUUUGGCUUCAUGUAUGAAACUUUUUUAAUUAAAAAAAAAGUUGUAUGAGUGGACAAAACAUGUAUACAGUAUCUGUAAACUGUCUUGUCUGGAUUAUUUCUUUCACUGUUGAGCCACAUUCUUUUGAAGAAUAUAUUCUAUCACUGCCUUAGUACAUGGCCAUCUUUUACAGGGGUACACAAUUUUUACUUUUUGUAUGAGCUACUUUCAUUUGAAAGUUGGCACUGUCAUAAAUUUAGAGGAGGCUUUUCUCAAACCAAAUGCUGACAUGGGUGAAUAUACUACCUUACUACAUAACAAUUGGAUGUCAGUUUGAUUUGGAAAUCUUUCCCUUUUGCAAAUGAACUAGUGGUGCAGAGCUUAACUCCACUUGAUGUUAGUAGAUAUUGCCUUGUGUACUCCAUUCUCAACAGUAAUCUAGUUUGUAAAAUAAAGUGUGAUGCAUGUAAAUAAAGCAUAAUGGAUCUC